Trifolium pratense (red clover) is the source of this 1032-nucleotide messenger RNA. RefSeq lists its product as uncharacterized. Lineage: Eukaryota; Viridiplantae; Streptophyta; Magnoliopsida; Fabales; Fabaceae. The transcript is spliced from 2 exons. Gene Ontology annotation, biological process: regulation of DNA-templated transcription. Bases 1 to 1032 code for a protein of 343 amino acids. The record is from RefSeq and is a predicted model, not a curated record.
AUGGAGGAAAUGUCAAGGAAUUUGGUUCCGCCUAAGAAUAUAAUGUCCACAUUGAAAGAUAGGGAUCCAAACAACAAGACAACGGCAAAGCAACUCUACAAUUUAAGUCAUCGAUUAAAACUUAAAAUGAGGGCAUCAAUGACUGAAAUGCAACACCUCUCCAAAAGACUUGUCGAGACCGGGUAUUUUUUCAAACAUAGGACGGUUGUUGCAGACGGAUCCGAACACGUUCAAGACAUUUUCUUUGCACAUCCUAAAUCUAUAAGUUUGUUCAAUUCUUUUCCUACUGUGCUUUUGAUGGAUUCGACAUACAAAACAAACAAAUACAAAAUGCCGUUAUUUGAGAUUGUCGGAUUCACAUCAACUGGGAGAUCUUUCAAUGUUGGAUUUGCUUGGCUUACCAAUGAAAGAGAAGACAACUUCACUUGGGCUCUAGAGCAGUGUGUCAGUCUCUUAAGGAAUGAGGAUGUUAGACCGAAGGUGAUUGUCACCGAUAGGGAUUUGGCUCUGAUGAAUGCAGUUUCCGAGGUAUUUCCAACAUCGGCUGCAAUGUUGUUCGAUACUGAGCGUUACAAGUAUGUCACGGAUGCACUUUUCCCACCACCGAGAAGGAGUAAACAUGCUAUUGCAACCAAGGACAAAUGGUUUACUUUUCCGGAUAUGGGUUACGUUGUGGCUACUCAUUUUCAGAGGGUUGUUGUUCAACUAUCAAAUAUGGAAAAGUGUGGAGCAUCUAGAACUUGUUUCCCAUUGCGUGGCAAACCUCCAUCAGACACGUCAGACUUGGAUUCCAAGAUUAUUUGCAUCGGCGCGCUCGCUGACCACUUUGUGUUAGUGCGAUUGAAAGUAGGAUGUCUGAUACCUCCAACGGCUCAUCAGUGGAAAAACUCUUGUUCCGAAGAAGCUGCAGAUUGGGAGCCCAUGUUUUUGGAUAGAAUGCAAAAGUUUGGUGAGCUGUUGACCAUUGAAAGAGCAGGCGAUGACUUAGUCACGAUUGGAAAGGGUAGCAAAGACGAUCCGUUGGAAUUGUAG